Messenger RNA from Candidula unifasciata, 894 nucleotides. NCBI's taxonomy places the organism in Eukaryota, Metazoa, Mollusca, Gastropoda, Stylommatophora, Geomitridae. The record is from the annotation of a GenBank genome assembly.
AUGGCGGCCCACUGUGAGAAUGACAGGAACGACGGUGGGAAUAAUCACGAUUCUUUCCUUCUUAUGUCAUAUCUUGAUGAAGUCCAGGAUAGAGUAGAAGAGUUUCGUAGGAAAGCUUUAUCACUCCAACAAGAUAAAGGUAGCCUGCUAGCUAUUCUGUCACAGCUGAAAGAUGAUCGUUUACAGUACACACUGAGUGGAGAUGAAUCACAUGAAAUCGUGACAAAAAUCGAGCAGCUCAGAGAGAGGUGCGGAAACGUUGAAAUCAACAUCAAAACUUCACGUACUCCAGAGCAGGAGAGUUCCUAUUUACUAGUCAAUUCUUUAGUGACAAAACUAGAAAACAUGUGUCUCCUAGGAAAUAGGGAUAUGACAGGAUUCAUCCUGCAGGCUCAAGGGUAUUUGAAUGCUUGUAUUUCCGAUGAGGCUACCCAAGGCCCAAUUGAUUACAAAUUUCAAGGCAUGAUCCUAGGUUGUAAGUUGGAAGACCAGAAACUAGUUCGUUACCGGCUGGAAUGUUUAGUUAAGAGAAAUUCCCCCACAGACCUUAUACAGCAAAGAAGCCAGGGGAAUUCCCCCACAGACCUUAUACAACAAGGAAGCCAGGGGAAUUCCCCCACAGACAUUAUACAGCAAAGAAGCCAGGGAAACUCCCCUACAGACAUUAUACAGCAAAAAAGCCAGGGAAAUUCCUUUACAGACAUUAUACAGCAAAGAAGCCAUGGAGAUUCCCCCACAGACCUUAUACAGCAAAGAAGCCAGCUUCACAAUGACUGCACAAGUAGUUGCACAGAAGAGGAGCAGCAACAGCAGCCAAAAGCAACAGCACAGUGUGAUAAUACAGGAUUUGCCGAGAGUCAGUCUGUAGACAUGGACAGUUGUAGCAACAAUUAA